Messenger RNA from Oryzias latipes (Japanese medaka), 3741 nucleotides. RefSeq names its product integrin, beta 5 (gene itgb5). Gene Ontology annotation, molecular function: integrin binding. NCBI's taxonomy places the organism in Eukaryota, Metazoa, Chordata, Actinopteri, Beloniformes, Adrianichthyidae. Gene Ontology annotation, biological process: cell-matrix adhesion; cell migration; transforming growth factor beta receptor signaling pathway. The record is from RefSeq and is a predicted model, not a curated record. Gene Ontology annotation, cellular component: cell surface; focal adhesion; integrin complex.
CGGGAGCAACAGUCGAUCCCCGCAGGAAUGACCGGAGUUUCCACGGACUGCCGCACUCUGUCUUAGUUUCCACGUCCUCGCGGCGGGGACACAGAAGAGGAGCGACCCCCGGGACCGUCCGUUGAUCGGGGCGCGCGUCUCCAGGUGUCCACGCAGAAACGUUCCACGGUCACGCUCCGCUCAGCCACCCUAGUCCCGGUCGGCAUGCAGCUGAGAGGCGCGCGCGCGGCGGCGGAACGCGGCUGAGAGUCUGCACAGAGAUCCGCGGAUCGGUCCGAAACCCGAGCAGCGCCAUGCGGAGCCCGUGGAGCGCGGCGCUGUGCUGCCUUGUCCUGCAGGCGCUGCUGCAGCCCGGCAGAGGUCUGAACGUGUGCACCAGCGGCAGCGCGGCCUCCUGUGCGGAAUGCCUCCUGAUCCAUCCCAGCUGCGCCUGGUGCGCUCAAGAGGUCUUUGGGAGGAACCAGACUCUGGUGUCACGCUGUGAUCUCGUCCAAAACUUGCAAAAGAAGAACUGUGAGAAACGCUUCAUCGAGUUCUCAACCAGUCAUGUCCAAGUGCUGAAGAACAUCCCCCUGAGCUCAAAAAGAUCCGGGUUUGUCUGGGACCGUGUGGUCCAGGUCAGUCCCCAGAAGAUCUCCCUGAGCUUGCGUCCAGGACACCAGGCACAGUUCAGUCUGCAGGUUCGACAGGUGGAGGACUACCCAGUGGAUCUGUACUACUUGAUGGACCUGUCUCUGUCCAUGAAAGACGACUUGGCCACCAUCCGGAACCUGGGCACAAAGCUGGCUCUUGAGAUGGGGAAGCUCACCAGCAACUUCAGACUUGGCUUCGGCUCCUUUGUGGACAAGAACAUGUCCCCUUUCUCCUACACCGCCCCCAAGUAUCAGGAAAACCCCUGCAAUGGAUUCAAGCUGUUCCCCCAAUGCGUCCCCACCUUCGGUUUCCGGCACAUUCUCCCCCUGACCGACCAGGUGGAUCGAUUUAACCAAGAGGUGCAGAAGCAGCUGGUAUCUCGCAACAGGGACGCUCCUGAAGGCGGGUUUGACGCCAUCCUGCAGGCAGCCGUAUGUGAGGACAAAAUCGGCUGGAGGAAGGAGGCGUAUCACCUGCUGGUGUUUGCCACGGACGACGUGCCGCACCUGGCUCUGGAUGGGCGGCUGGGGGGCCUGGUUAGGCCUCACGAUGGGCGGUGCCACUUGGACGACCAAAACGAGUACAGCGCGUCCACCAAGAUGGAUUAUCCAUCUCUGGCUUUGCUGGGGGAGAAGCUGGCAGAAAACAACAUCUUCCUCAUCUUCGCUGUUACCAAACGGCACUAUGUCAUUUACAAGAACUUGACGGCCCUCAUACCAGGAACCACGGUGGAGAUUCUGGACCAGGACUCCAAGAACGUGAUCCAGCUGAUCAUCACAGCCUACAGCAACAUCCGCUCGAAAGUGGAGCUGACCACAUCAGACCCCCCAGAGGACAUCAACCUGUCCUUCACCGCCACCUGCCAGGAUGGGAAGCCCCUGCCAGGCCUCAGGAAGUGUGCUGAUCUUAAGUUAGGAGACACGGUCUCCUUUGAUGUGAGUGUGGAGACGAGGAGCUGUUCCUCCAACAACCCCAAACAGAGCUUCACCAUCAAGCCGGUGGGCUUCGAGGACCGCCUGGAGGUGGCCGUGACAUACGAGUGCGACUGCGGCUGCAGCCAGAACGCGCAGACCAACAGCAGCAUCUGCAGCUCUAUCGGUACGUACACCUGUGGUACCUGUCACUGCGAGCCGGGAUAUCUGGGUGCCCACUGCGAGUGCCAGGAGGGUGAUGGCAACAGUAUGGCUGUCAGCGCCUGCCGGGAAUCGGAGGGCAAGCAGCUGUGCAGCGGCCGUGGGGAGUGCAGCUGCAACCAGUGUUUGUGCUACGAGUCCGAGUUUGGCAAGUUCUACGGCAGCUUCUGCGAGUGCGACGACUUCUCCUGUGCCCGGCACAAAGGCAUCCUCUGCUCAGGUCAUGGCGAGUGUCACUGCGGUCAGUGCAAAUGCCACGCCGGCUACGUUGGUGACAACUGCAACUGCUCCACGGAGACGGCGUCCUGCAUCGCAGAAGACGGGAAGAUGUGCAGUGGGCGGGGUCAGUGCGUGUGCGGCCGCUGUCGGUGCACAGAGCCGGGGGCUUUCGGGGACACCUGUGAGAAAUGCCCCACCUGCCCCGAUGCAUGCGGCUCCAAACGAGACUGCAUCGAGUGUCGGCUCUUCGGCUCAGGAAGACUUGCAGACAACCAGACCUGCCAGCGCCUGUGCAAGGACCAGAUCCUCACUGUGGAGAGCCUGAAAACGGAUGGCACCACCCUCUGCCUCUACAAGACGCACGACGACUGCAUCAUGAAGUUCACGUACUCGGAGCACGCCAGCGGGCAGUCUGUCCUCACGGCACUCAAGGAGCCCGAGUGUGGCGGCGGUCCAGAUGCCCUCAUGGUGCUGCUCGCCGUGGUUGGCAGCAUCCUGCUGGUGGGAGUGGUCCUACUCGCCGUCUGGAAGCUCGUCAUUACCGUUCAUGACCGCAGAGAGUUCGCUCGCUUCCAGAACGCACGGUGGCGUGCUCGAUAUGAGGUGGCCUCCAACCCGCUGUACAAGCAGCCCGUCUCCACACACCGCUUGGUAACAGACUUGAACAUGCAUGGGAAGUUCUACAAUGGCGGUUUCCACUGAUCCACUGGCCCCCACCCCAGCAGGCCUGAUCCUGGAGGAGGAGGACCGUGCACUCACCCCUGCCACGCCUCCUCCACCCCCACAAUGCUGGCAGGUGUGAGUCCAGAGCUGGUUCCCCACUGAUCAGCCUGCAGACUCGUUAUGUUCACCCGAGCAGAGAGUCUCUCAUUCAUGCUCGUCUCCAGAAGACGCCUUUGUGCUUCUGCAGUGAAGAUUUGGUACUAACAUUCACUAAGCCCGUCGUUUUGCACAGAGGAUUGAGAACACUUUAAUGCUUUGGUUGCACUAGUUUUUCUGUACGGCAGUUUUUCCUUCUUCAGACUGAAAGUGCUGAACUGGUCUGGAUCCUGACAGGAGUUGGGGUUUUGCUGACUUAGUUGAUUAUUUUCUGGAGGAUUUCCAGCAGGUAAACAGACCUGUUUUUGAUUGAAUCGGAUUUUUCCGUGAAGUUAGAUUUUUCUUAUCCUGAUAUAUGUUAUUGAGCGGGGUCUUUCCAGAAAGGAUUCAUGCAGGGAGGGCAGGAAGGUCUGCUUUCACAGCGGCUGUUUCUACGUCUUCCUCCCAACAGCAGGCAGGGUUCAUUUUUCCGAAGGGGGAGUCAUAACGGGAACAGAAAUAAAGCUCAGGAGCAGCCGACCUGUCCAGGUGAAUUGUUCUUUGGUAGCUCCGCCCACAUGGCCCCCCCUGGAGCUUUGAACUGCUUACUCUUGCUGUUGAAUCUGGAUGAUUGUUGUGAACAGAGCCAGUUUCUGUUCCAUCCCAUCCAUUCAUCACCUUUAGCUGAUUUUUGCUUUGAAACGUGUCUGUGCUUGAAUUCAGUCCUUUGUACCUUUAACAGUAACACUUCCUACGGACAAAAUACAUGGGACUUCAGCUGUUAUAUUAAUUAUUGUAUUGAUUUGUGAAAAUAGAAAAUAGAAUUCAUUUGAUUUUGCUAAGUACAAGGAUUUAUUGGAGAUAAAUUUUAAAAUGAAAUGUUUCUAGAAAAAAAAAAGUAAAACUCACGUCUGACAGAAGCAGGAAAGGCUGAGCUCUAAUAAAAACCUAAAAAGCC